Messenger RNA from Arabidopsis thaliana (thale cress), 1514 nucleotides. RefSeq names its product FAD/NAD(P)-binding oxidoreductase family protein (gene CTF2A). Gene Ontology annotation, molecular function: FAD binding. The transcript has 5 exons. The record is from RefSeq and is marked reviewed. NCBI's taxonomy places the organism in Eukaryota, Viridiplantae, Streptophyta, Magnoliopsida, Brassicales, Brassicaceae. The coding region runs from base 447 to 1424 and encodes 325 amino acids.
GAAACACACGGUCGUGGCCAUGUCUGUUCUGCUUCCGAUGUAUCCUCUCCAAUCCUUGGCCAGAAGCAAGAGAUUGUUUCCGAUUCGAACCAGAUCAAAACCGGUUUGUUUAGCACUGACCAAUGCUCAAACAAACGGUGGUGACCAAGAGGAGAAAGUAGUGAUUGUUGGCGCCGGGAUUGGCGGACUUGCCACUGCCGUUUCACUUCACAGGCUUGGAAUCCGGUCGGUGGUGUUGGAGCAGGCAGAGUCGCUUCGUACUGGUGGAACAUCACUGACGCUAUUCAAGAAUGGGUGGCGCGUUCUUGACGCCAUUUCCGUCGGGCCUCAACUCCGAACGCAGUUUCUUGAAAUCGAAGGGUAGAGUUUCUUUCUGCCCAUAUCAAAAAGUGAGAAAAUUGGUUCUUGGUUUUAGCUGAGUGUGUUGGUAUGAUCAGCUGAGCAGGAUGGUAGUGAAGAAGGAAGAUGGAAGAGAGCUUCGUUCUUUCAAAUUCAAAGACGAUGAUCAAAGCCAAGAAGUUCGGGCCGUGGAGAGGCGAGUACUCUUGGAAACACUUGCAAGCCAGCUUCCUCCACAAACCAUUCGGUUUUCCUCAAAACUGGAAAGUAUACAAAGCAAUGCCAAUGGUGACACUCUCCUUCAACUUGGAGAUGGAACCCGGUUGCUUGCACAGAUUGUUAUUGGUUGUGACGGUAUCCGGUCUAAGGUUGCAACUUGGAUGGGGUUCAGUGAGCCGAAAUAUGUUGGCCAUUGCGCUUACCGUGGUCUUGGGUUCUAUCCAAAUGGACAGCCAUUUCAGAAAAAGGUGAACUACAUAUACGGUAAAGGGAUUAGAGCUGGAUAUGUACCUGUAUCUACAACAAAAGUCUACUGGUUCAUCUGUUUCAACAGCCCAUCUCUAGGGCCCAAAAUUACGGAUCCAGCGAUCCUAAAAAAACAAGCCAAAGAACUGGUUAGUACAUGGCCAGAAGAUCUGCAAAACCUCAUCGAUUUAACACCUGAUGAAACUAUCAGCAGAACUCCUCUAGUAGACCGGUGGCUAUGGCCUGGCAUUGCUCCUCCAGCAUCAAAAGGACGAGUGGUUCUUGUUGGAGAUGCUUGGCACCCAAUGACUCCAAAUCUUGGACAAGGUGCUUGUUGUGCCUUGGAAGAUUCAGUAGUUCUGGCAAAUAAACUUGCCAAUGCAAUAAAUGGAGGAACCGAAUCAAUUGAAGUAGCAAUGGAAUCAUACGGGAGUGAGAGAUGGUCUCGAGCAUUCCCGUUGACAGUACGUGCAAACCUAGUUGGCGCACUUCUGCAAUGGGAGAAUCCUCUAGUGUGUUCCAUUAGAAACAAUAUUGUCAUACCAAAGUUACUGAGGCUUGGACCAAUGCUUGAACACACAAACUUUGAGUGUGAACCUCUCUUUGUUUCUAAAAGCUGAAUUUCGUAUAUAUAGUGAGAUCCAUUGAAUAGAGAGACUUGAACAAUGUAUAAUCAUAGGAACAAUAUAAACUCUGUGAUUGAAUGUAAA